Molecule: messenger RNA, 3055 nt
Organism: Episyrphus balteatus (marmalade hoverfly)
Lineage: Eukaryota; Metazoa; Arthropoda; Insecta; Diptera; Syrphidae
Product: dymeclin
Exons: 8
Coding region: 283-2385 (700 amino acids)
Biological process (GO): Golgi organization
Cellular component (GO): Golgi apparatus
Source: RefSeq, a predicted model, not a curated record
UCAUUUAUCUUUUUUCCAACAAAAAAACGAAAAAAAGAAAAGACACAAAAUUAAAACCAUAAAAAUACAAAUUUUCUCUCCUAUUAAAUUCAACAAAUGCAUUGGCAUUUUGUUUAUUAAACAAUACAAUAAUAUUUACUUUAUUAAAUUGAUUAAAUUUUGAAAGAUAUCCAAUGAAAUUCUAAAAAUCCAGACACAAUAAAAAAUAUACCCGGCCUAUAAAACAGAUACGACACGACUUUGACGACGACGACAUCACAGGAAGAAUACAAAAAAAAAAAAAUGGGCAUCAACGUAAGUCGGCACGAAGAUCUAAGCGAAAAUGAAUUUCUCAAGAAAUUCGUCAGUCGCCAACAUAUUCCAACAGAUGAUUUAACUUUUUGGAAUGGAAUUCUAAACUAUAAUAUUAUUACUCCGACGACUAGUCAAGAUCAAUUGAGUCUAGAUUCACGCAUAGAAUCACUAUGUCAAGCUUUUCUAGCCAACAAUUUGAAGACGGGAAAUUUUGGUUCAUUGAUUUUGGUAUUUCUUGACAAAGUUACCGAAUUGUUAUCACUCUCAGAUCAAGAGAGUACAAUGCACAUUUGGCAAACUUUUAAUGCAUUGUUUAUUAUUCGAUCGUUGGUUAAGUAUAUCAACGAAACUGGAUCUGAGUUUCAGUUGCUACAGCAUUUCGAAGCUGUUCCAACUCAAGAAACACUUAGUGGCGAGGGUAAUGUUGAAGAUGCUUCUGCUACUGAAAGUACAGCAAUUGCAAUUGAAGCUAAAGACGAUUCACAUGGACAACAACAGAAAACGAAUGCUAUGAUUGCCAUUGAUGGUUCUAAAUUUGAGACAUUCUUUGAUGCCAUUGUUAAUAUUAUUGUGGUAAUUCCAGUCAAGGAAUUUACCUACCAUUUGCAUUUGGAAGCAGUUAAUGUGAUUAUUACACUUCUGUCGGUGCAUCUAUUUUCGACACAACCAGUCGAGAAGUCUGUUGUUUUCAGAACAAUUUUCAAAUGUCAACAUUCGAAUGUGUUGAUGAGUGCUCUCCUUCAUUUCGUGUCACGCAUGGUCGAAGUGCCUAGCACAAUGUUUGGUGCCGGUCAUUCUGGAUCAUUUGUCUAUGGCAUUGCUGAAUCAUUGAUGUCGAUAUUUACUUUCCGUAAACCCCAAGAUGCUUUAGCACCAAACUUGGCUGGCGCUGAAUUAUCACAACAAUUCCGAGAACACUACCCUUUGGCGAAUCAAAGUCUUCUACUAAUACUUAUUCUAACCAAUCAUUGUACCACAAAAGACAAUCCAUUCCGAACUAGUUUAUUUGGCUGUUCCGAUUCGAAGGACUCACCCAAAGAUGGAGCGACAUUUAAAAUUGACUUUACCGCCGUCUACGAUACACUUUGUCGCAUUGUUACAAUUGAUCAAGCAACACUUUUGCUCUACUUGCUAUUGCAUAGAAAUGAGAGAUUCUUUAGAUUUGUGAUGGUACAAAAUGAUUUGGAACAUUUAGUGGUGCCCAUAUUACAGACGUUAUACAAUGCUCCCGAUAGUACGUCUCAUCAUAUUUACAUGUCGCUGAUUGUCCUUUUGAUUUUGAGUGAAGAUGAUGCUUUCAAUAAAAAUGUUCACACUAUUCUCCUUAAAAACAUUGGUUGGUAUACAGAGCGAACAAUUUCUGAAAUUUCUCUUGGUGGCCUUCUCAUAUUGGUGGUCAUACGAACGAUUCAAUAUAAUAUGCUUAAAAUGCGAGAUAAGUAUCUCCAUACAAAUUGUUUGGCAGCCUUGGCCAAUAUGUCUGGACAAUUCCGAUCAUUGCAUCCGUAUGUGGCUCAACGAUUAAUAAGUUUAUUUGAAACCCUUGCCCGCAAACAUGCUCGUGUUGAUGCUCAGCUCAAAGAACCCGUUAAUGGAUCUGUGACAGUAAAUGUUGCAACAACACCCGAAGACAUGCUUGCCGAUCUAACGGUCUUGGAAGAAGUUCUUCGAAUGGUUCUUGAGAUUUUGAAUUCCUGCCUGUCAAAUCAGUUGGUCUAUUGUCCGAAUUUGGUUUAUACGUUGCUCUAUAAACGGAGUGUCUUUGAAGCUUUUCGAAGUCAUCAUGCCUUCCAGGAUAUCAUACAGAAUAUUGAUAUGGUCGUUGGAUUCUUCUCAUCUCGCCUGCAAAGGGUUCAAGAUCAACGCGGGGAGCUUGGAGUGAGUGAAGUUUUCGAAGUUAUAUCGAAAGGUGCUAGUCAAUGGUCUAGCGAUCGUCUAAGGAAAUUCCCUGAUCUUAAAUUCAAAUAUGUCGAGGAAGAUGCACCAGAAGAAUUUUUCAUUCCUUACGUUUGGACGCUAGUAUGCAAAUAUGGAUGUGUACACUUUAGUUCGGAGAGUAUCAAAGGAGUGACGACCGAUAUAAUUUGCUAAUAUUAAUAAAUAGCAUAAAAAAGAAACAACUAAACGAUACAAAAUAAAAAUGAAAAAACAAAGAAAAAUCAAAAUAAUAAAAAUAAAAAAAAAAACAUUCUUAAAGAAAUGCAUGGAAUGAAUGAGUGAUAUUUGACUGAAGUUUUAUUACAUUCAAACACAAAACACACCCUGCAAACAUGCAACAACACACACAUUACAUACAUAAUAUACAUAAAUAUAUAUGUUUUAAUUUAAGUCCUUAGCUAACGAUUUAUUAAUUUUUGUGUUUUUUUAAAUUUAUUUGCCCUUUCAAAUUGGUGUAAUAAUUUUAUCUAUUUGUUAAAAUAUAUAUUUCCGGUGAUCAUCCUUUUUUGUUCCUCGGUAUAAAUGGUAAAAAAGAUUUUCUAAAAUUAAUACCCUGCUAACGAAUUAAAGACAAAAAUAAUACAAAAAAAAAAAACAAUAAAAUUAAAAAUAAGAAGACAAAAGAAAAUAUUUUGCUACGAUGAAAAAGAAAGAAAUGGUACAUACAAAGAGAUAUGUACGAGAAUAUUAUUUAAUCCCCCUCUAAUGUCCAGAAAAUAUAAUAAAAAAACUAAUUAUUUCAAAACCAAAACACAUUAUUAUUAUUGAUUAUUAUUAUAUUCAAAAAUAUUGGCAAUACAGAUUUAAAUGUUAUUUAAAAUAA